AUGACGACGCCUGCUAUUCGAAUUCCCUUUACGGGUCCACUUCCGCCGGCCAUAAUAAUUCCACCAUCUGCCAGGACUAUAGCCGGGGCAAUCAAUGCCGUCACGGCCUUUUUCACUGCCCCGCCGGCAUUGAGCUUGCGUGGCAUUGAUGUUGGAGGUCAUUCUCAAACUGUCUUGCUGACAGGUGCUGGGAUUUCGGUCGCAUCGGGCCUAUCAGACUACCGGGGGGAUCAAGGUACCUACCGACGAAAUCAAUCAUACCGACCGAUCUACUUCCAUGAAUUUACAUCACAUCACGAGUCGCGCAAACGGUAUUGGGCGCGUAGCUUUGUGGGAUGGCCAGGUCUGGUGAAGGCACGACCAAACUCCACCCAUAAGGCCAUUCACGAUCUCGCUGCCAAAGGAUAUAUCAGCUCGGUUGUCACGCAAAAUGUUGAUUCCUUUCACUCGCUCGCCCAUCCGGAGCUGUCUACGUUGGAACUACAUGGAUACCUAAGAUCUGUCGUUUGUACUAGUUGUCGCAAUUACUUUCCUCGAGCAGAUUUCCAGUCAUCCCUUGAAAAGCUGAACCCUGCCUGGGCCGAAUUUCUCGCGCGCAUGGUUGAGGCGGGUGCGCUUGACACAACCAACCCCGACGAACAACGGCGCAAAGGUCUGAAGCUGAACCCCGAUGGUGAUGUGGAUCUUGCGGAAGCGCCUUAUUCUACAUUUCGAUAUCCGUCUUGUCCGACCUGCUUGGAGAACCCUCCUACUCUGAAAGAUGGGACGAGGGCCCGUGUUCAGGUUGAGCAUGACGGUGCAUGGAUGCUUCCAUCAAAUGCGGGGAUAUUAAAGCCUGCGGUGACUAUGUUCGGUGAAAACAUUGAUCCAAUGGUCAAGGAAGCUGCCGAGGAGGCGAUUGAUGAUGCUGGGCGCUUACUGGUUCUUGGAAGCAGUCUGGCAACCUACUCAGCCUGGCGCUUAGUCGAACGGGCCUACAAACGAGGCAUGCCCAUUGGCAUUAUCAAUGUCGGUGGGGUUCGAAAUGAGGCUAUGUUGUUUGAAGACCUGGAUGUCAGUCCAACUGCUCAUGUCCGGUGUAGUCUUCCUACAGAGUCAAUUCUACCAACCGUGGCAUCCGAACUACCCAAUAUAGCUAGAUACUAG
Molecule: messenger RNA, 1146 nt
Organism: Penicillium odoratum
Lineage: Eukaryota; Fungi; Ascomycota; Eurotiomycetes; Eurotiales; Aspergillaceae
Product: putative SIR2 family histone deacetylase
Exons: 1
Coding region: 1-1146 (381 amino acids)
Molecular function (GO): NAD+ binding
Source: RefSeq, a predicted model, not a curated record